AUGCCAGGCAAACGGCGUUCUCCAGUCAAAUGGGACGACUGGAAAGAUAAGGUGAUGCUGCUGGCGAUAUUUGAGCAAAUGAAUAUGAGCUCUCUCGACUUCCAGCGCCUCUCUAAGGUGAUGUGCGGAAAGUAUACUCCGGAAGCUUUGAAGAACCGAUUCAGAGUGCUUAAUAAAGAGGCUACUGUCAUUCUGCGAGACCGUAGUGAGCAUUUCGAGCUGCCAGACACAGCCAGCGAGAUCCUCCCCUUCAUGUCCGGUGGCAUAGCCAGCUCGGACGAUGAUGAAGGGAUGUUUAUUCCCGAAGUGGUGGUCAGAGGCGAGCUGACGCCCCCUCCGAGCGAGCCGUCACCAAGCAUGCAGUCGAAACGAAACGUACCACAAGAGGCCGUUCCAGAGAACGUAACGCCGAAUGCUCCGUCGUCCAGCAUGACCUGGCACACACAAAGUAACAGCAUGCAUCCACAGAGAAAGACAAAUCCUAAUUAUACCCCAAUUGUCCCACGGCGUCCUGCGGGAAAUACUCAACGACCUCCAACAGCACCAUUUUCCACAACAGACAGUUCUUUCUCUCCACCUCGCCAAGUUCAGGCUCAAACUUCUGGACGUUGUUCUCCUCCGAGGCAGCAAGAUCAACGAAUAACUCGGAGCCAGAAGUCUAAGAAGAGUAGUGGAAGACCCUUCAAGGCUAGGAGUCAGCACAACGAUCAUCGGAUCAACCCGAAUCCACCCAUGACACGCGUGGAGAUUAAUAAUGGGCCUGUAUAUACGCAUUUUCACACUUAA
Messenger RNA from Aspergillus clavatus NRRL 1, 786 nucleotides. RefSeq lists its product as uncharacterized. The record is from RefSeq and is a predicted model, not a curated record. The coding region runs from base 1 to 786 and encodes 261 amino acids. Lineage: Eukaryota; Fungi; Ascomycota; Eurotiomycetes; Eurotiales; Aspergillaceae. The transcript has 2 exons.